UCCGCAUUCCUCCUUACCCCUCGCAUUAGAAAUCCCCUGUUUCUCUUGCGUCUGCCUUCCCUGUUUUCUCGACUCUUCAGGAGCGUACACAAUGUCCUUCCUCCGCCGCAUUCUUCAGCGCAGCUUCUGUACCUCACUUCAAUCGCCCGUCUCCAUCAAGUCAAUAUCCGAAGACCUCUACAAGGAACGCGAUCUCAAGCGCCUCGUCGACAAGUUCAAGAAAGCAUCCGAACUCGCCCGUUUUCGCACUCGAAGUGGUAUAUACGAAAACACUGUUCGUCGCCUUACCGUCGCCAAACGCUUCAAAUGGGUCGAAGAGAUCCUGGAAGAACAAAAGAAGUACAGCGACGUAAAGAAAGAAGGCUUCUCGGCCCGUCUCAUCAGUCUGUAUGGGAGUGCUGGCUUGUGUGAGAAUGCACAAAAGACGUUUGAUGAAUUGCCUGAAAGAAAUUGUACGCGUACUGUUGUAUCUUUGAAUGCCCUUUUGGCUGCUUAUUCACGCUCGAAGAAGUUUGAUAUGGUGGAAUUCAUUUUUAAGGAUAUACCCACGAAGCUGUUAAUUGAACCCAAUUUGGUGUCUUAUAAUAUUGUUAUUAAGGCGUACUGUGAGAUGGGUUCUCCUGAUUCGGCUAUUUCCUUGCUUGAGGAGAUGGAGAAGAAGGGCAUAUAUCCGGAUCUGAUCACAUACAAUACACUUCUUCAUUGGUUGUAUACGAAGGACCGUUUUCUAGAUGGGGAGAAGUUAUGGAGUCAAAUGGGUGAGAAAAAUGUUGCUCCUGAUACCAGGAGCUACAAUGCUAGGCUAAGGGGAUUGGCUGAGGAGAAGAAAACUAAAGAUGCAAUUGAGUUGUUUGAGAAAAUGAAGAAUGAGGGUAUCAAGCCUGAUAUGUUUAGCUUCAAUGCUAUGUUUAAAGGUUUUGUUGAUACGGAUGAUUUGGAUGAAGCUAAAAGGUGGUACACUGAACUAUCAAAUAACUAUGAGUAUGAUCCGAACAAGAUAACUUUUUCGACUCUUCUUCCAUUCCUAUGUCAGAAGGGUGACUUGACAACUGCUUUUGAAUUGUGCAAAGACAUCUUCAAUAUACGGUGUCUUGUUAAUCCAUCAAUUCUGCAGCUUGUUGUGGAUAGUUUGGUGAAGCAGUCUAUGAUUACAGAGGCAAAAGAGAUUGUGCAACUCGGGGAAACAAAUGGCUAUCGUCGCUACAGGCUCAAUUUGAAGGCAGAUGAGUAAAGUAGCAUAUGUUCUUUUUUAUUGUGUCUACUUGUUCUCGUAUUUUAUCCUUGGUCAUAAUCUCAGCCUUAACCUACGAACAGUUUUCUUGGCACAUUCUGAGCUAAACUAAUUAAUUGCUUGAAAAUGGGAUAUGCAGUAUACUUGUUUCGUA
Messenger RNA from Prosopis cineraria, 1385 nucleotides. RefSeq names its product pentatricopeptide repeat-containing protein At1g55890, mitochondrial-like. Gene Ontology annotation, molecular function: protein binding. The record is from RefSeq and is a predicted model, not a curated record. Gene Ontology annotation, cellular component: chloroplast. Bases 92 to 1231 code for a protein of 379 amino acids. The transcript has a single exon. Lineage: Eukaryota; Viridiplantae; Streptophyta; Magnoliopsida; Fabales; Fabaceae.